ACCCCAAAAUCCUCCGGUUUCUGCACUAAUCAAAACAUAUAUAUUAAUUUUUAAUGUCUUCGUUUAUUUUAUGUAAAUCUAACUGUCUUCCUGAACUACGAAAACUCAUUAAUGAUGAAGAAAAGUAUCUUGUUAGGUUUUUUGUUCUGUCUAUUGAUAGUGGUAUUUGGUAAUAUUGAGGAUAACAACUUCUCUGAUAACACUGUUCAUGAGUAUCUUGAUAACUUGGAUAUUGAAGAAGGAGAGGAUGUAGAGCUCUUUGAGCUUCCAUCAUGGACAAGUGAGCGGGGUAGCAAGAUUCUUGUGAAUGUUGAUGGUCUUGGUGCAGUUGGUGAUGGGAUUUCUGACGAUACUCAGGCCUUUGUAGAGGCUUGGAAACAAGCUUGCUCUACGCCGAAAUCUGUUCUUUUGGUCCCAAGAGGACGUCGUUACUUGGUCAAUGCAACUAAAUUCAGAGGGCCUUGCGUUGAUAGAUUGGUCGUUCAGGUUGAUGGAACUAUUGUAGCACCAAAUGACCCCAAAAUUUGGGAUCUGAAUAAUCCUCGAAUCUGGCUUUAUUUCUCAAACCUAAGGGCAGUUCAUUUCCAAGGGAGAGGAGUCAUAGAUGGUUCAGGAAGCAAAUGGUGGGCAGCAUCAUGCAAAAAGAACAAGUCAAAUCCUUGCAUUGGAGCUCCCACUGCUUUUACUAUUGAUUCAAGCUCAGCUGUAAGGGUGCAAGGCCUUACUAUUAGAAACAGCCAACAAAUGCACUUCACCAUUUCUCGUUCUGAAUCUGUUCGUGUUUCUGAUGUACUUGUAUCUUCUCCAGAAGACAGUCCCAACACUGAUGGAAUCCAUAUCACUGCAUCAACAGAUGUGGUUAUUCAGAAAUCUAAAAUUAAAACUGGAGAUGAUUGCAUCUCAAUUGUCAAUGGUAGCUCAAAUAUCAAGAUGAAGGAAAUCUCUUGUGGACCUGGUCACGGUAUAAGCAUUGGGAGCCUUGGGAAGAACAACUCAACUGGUAUAGUUACAAAAGUAGUUUUAGACAAAGCAUUUAUCAGAGGGACUACUAAUGGCCUCAGAAUUAAAACUUGGCAGGGGGGAUCUGGUUAUGUCCGUGGAGUACGCUAUCAGAAUGUGAGGAUGGAAAAUGUUUCAAACCCAAUUAUAAUUGAUCAGUAUUACUGUGAUUCUCCAAAGACUUGCCAAAACCAAACAUCGGCUGUUAAAAUAAGCCUGAUUAUGUACCGCAACAUUAGUGGAACUUCAAAAAGCGCGAAGGCCAUGCAGUUUGCAUGCAGUGAUGAAGUUCCUUGCAGCCACAUAGUACUAAACAAUAUCAACCUGGGAAGGAUGAAUGGCACAGCGGAGACUUACUGCCAUUCCGUCACAGGCUUUGGGUACGGAUAUAUGCAACCUUCCGCUGAAUGUCUGACUUCAUCUGACAGAGAUUUGAGUAUCAAACGCCUCGGAGAUGAUCAGUUUGCAGAGUCAAGUCCAGAGCAUCUUACACAUACUGAACUCUAACUUCUGUUCUCGAUCAUCUGAGAAUAGUCAUAACUCAUAUGGAAUGUAGCUUUUAGUUGAAGGCUGAUUGCUAUGCCUGUAAAUAUAUAUCUUUUAAUCACUAACUACAGAUCCCAGAUUUCCUAUUUUUACUUGUAUUAAUUUUUGUUUUAUAGUAUUAUUAUUGUGUGGGAUAAUUUAGAUUGCUAUUAU
Daucus carota subsp. sativus is the source of this 1698-nucleotide messenger RNA. Its product is annotated as probable polygalacturonase At1g80170. Gene Ontology annotation, molecular function: polygalacturonase activity. Bases 112 to 1506 code for a protein of 464 amino acids. The transcript is spliced from 9 exons. Lineage: Eukaryota; Viridiplantae; Streptophyta; Magnoliopsida; Apiales; Apiaceae. Gene Ontology annotation, biological process: carbohydrate metabolic process. The record is from RefSeq and is a predicted model, not a curated record.